This is a messenger RNA of Paramormyrops kingsleyae, 3815 nucleotides long. It is a transcript of the gene ppp1caa, whose product is annotated as protein phosphatase 1, catalytic subunit, alpha isozyme a. Gene Ontology annotation, molecular function: protein serine/threonine phosphatase activity. NCBI's taxonomy places the organism in Eukaryota, Metazoa, Chordata, Actinopteri, Osteoglossiformes, Mormyridae. Gene Ontology annotation, cellular component: cytoplasm; nucleus. The record is from RefSeq and is a predicted model, not a curated record.
AUCGGAUGCAUGUUCCUACCCCUCUUUUACUCUCCCUUUCGAACAACACGGCCCUUUUAAUUUGAAAGUUGAGUGGAAGGAAUAAGAAACAGAGGAAUUUGGGUAAACGGGGUAGUGAAAAGGCGCCAGGGGUUAUACUGAAUAUACAUUCCUCGUUUCUCAUUAUUCACUUUAUAUAUUAGCUAGCUAUCGAUAGUGCGGAUAAGUUAGGGAGCAGGCUAACGUGAGCUAUCGAUAGCUAGCUAAAGAUAAGACGGGGAACAGUCAUUAGCAAGUUGGCUGGAAUUGGCGGAUCUGUUGUUCUCCGGUUAUAUAAUAAAAUUACAAAAAAAACAGCCGCUUUACCAAUUUUGUUGAGAAAAAAAUCGUAUUGACGACGAAUUAAGGGAGCAACGGGGGAGAAAGACUUGACUGCUUGAAAACGACCAAAAAAAUUAAGUAAAAUGGCGGAGCCGGACAAAUUAAACAUUGACUCUAUAAUACAGCGUCUUCUGGAAGUGAAGGGCUCCCGGCCAGGCAAGAAUGUGCAGCUGACAGAGAACGAGAUCCGCGGCCUCUGCCUCAAGUCCAGGGAAAUCUUCCUCAGCCAGCCAAUCCUCCUUGAACUUGAGGCUCCGCUCAAGAUCUGUGGUGACGUCCAUGGGCAGUAUUACGACCUCCUGCGACUGUUUGAGUACGGCGGCUUCCCCCCGGAGAGCAACUACCUGUUCUUGGGUGACUAUGUGGACCGGGGCAAGCAGUCGUUGGAGACCAUCUGCCUGCUGCUGGCCUACAAGGUCAAGUACCCCGAGAACUUCUUCCUGCUGCGGGGGAACCACGAGUGUGCCUCCAUCAACCGCAUCUACGGCUUCUACGACGAGUGUAAAAGGCGGUACAACAUUAAGCUCUGGAAGACGUUCACAGACUGCUUCAACUGCCUGCCCGUGGCCGCCAUCGUCGACGAGAAGAUCUUCUGCUGCCAUGGAGGCCUCUCCCCGGAUUUGCAGUCCAUGGAGCAAGUGCGGCGUGUGAUGCGACCCACGGACGUGCCUGACCAGGGCCUGCUGUGCGACCUGCUGUGGGCCGACCCGGACAAAGAUGUGCUGGGCUGGGGGGAGAAUGACCGCGGGGUCUCCUUCACCUUCGGUGCUGACGUAGUGGCCAAGUUCCUGCACAAGCAUGACAUGGACCUCAUCUGCAGGGCGCACCAGGUAGUGGAAGACGGCUACGAAUUCUUCGCCAAGCGGCAGCUGGUCACGCUGUUUUCGGCACCCAACUACUGCGGCGAGUUCGACAAUGCGGGAGCCAUGAUGAGCGUGGACGAGACCCUCAUGUGCUCCUUCCAGAUCCUGAAACCUGCAGACAAGAAGCUCUACUCCUACGGGGGAGGUGGGGGCAUGGGAUCGGGACGUCCGGUCACCCCCCCUCGAAAUUCAGCCAAAGGCGGAAAAGCCAAGAAAUAGCACCUGCUGAACCCCCCCCAACUUUCACCUUCUCCUGCUUCUCUACCUCCCUCCCUCCUUCCCUCCAUUCCCUUUCCAUCACCAAACAGCGGCAAAGCAGUAUCCAGGAUUCUGUUUUUCCGGUCUCCUGAUUCUUGGUACUGCGUAACUUUUAAGGUGUGCAUGAACGUUUGAGAGGUUUGUGACGAGAUGUCCUUCCUGUGCCCGGCCUUCCUCCAUGCCCUUAAAACCCUCACCCUCACUCCUCUGGCACACUUGCUUUGAACGCACACAAGGUGGCAGCACCGAGGAGGCCCGCUGUGCAUCACAGCCAGCGUGGGAGGGAUUCUGCCAUUGUUUAUGUAAGACCCCCGCUCUCUCUUAACCUGUCAGAGAUGCCAGUCACUUUAAAGGGAGGGUGGGGGGGGUUGACAGGCAGCCUCGCACAUACGUGACGAUUCCGUGUCGCACGCCAGGGUUUCUGUUCAACGUGCAGAGGGAUGGGUGUGCGUGCUUGCGUGUGUGCGGGCGGGGGAAGAUGUGAAGAGGCUGGACAGACGCACUCACGGAGCAAAAUCAGGUGUCAUUGUUUUAUAGGUGUCAGACUUUUUAAAGUUUUGUUUUUAAAGUCGUCAAAGAUGGGUUAAUAAAGAAACAUUUAAAAAUACAAAGAAAAAGAGCCAAGCUUGCUUUUCUCCAUGCCGCGUCUCCAUGCCGUCUGUAAGCUGUCUGCUUUAUAUCUGCACCUGCUGCACGUGUCCAGCGGCCUCAUCUGCUCUGUACCCCUUGUGGGAUCAAGCUCCUUGUCAGACUUAAAUUGCUUUUAAAUCGAUUCCCUCUCUUUGCUCCCUGUUCUGUUUUUUGCUUUGCUCAUUCAUGUUACCUCACAGUCUGUCAUUCUGCCCAGAGCCAUUUGUAAAUACAGCCCCCCCCCCCCUUUUAAUUUCCACGUACUGUAGUAGUUGCUUUCCAUCACCUAUGCUGUCUCUCGCUCCCACAUCCGAUCUGUAGUCAAAUGUACCUUUCAGGUGCCCCACCAUUAAAUAGCACCUGCUUCUUAGUUUAAAAGGUACAGCUGCACUUGAUCAGCUUUCCAUAAUCCCCCCCCCCCUUUGAAAGUUUGUGGUUCGCUGCGGUCCCAUGAUGCCACCAUUGCUGGACUUCAUUGUUCUCCUGCUCCAGGCUUAUGUGCAGCUUUACGUAUCCCCUUCCCUUCCUGUGAUUGGCUGACUGCUUUCCAUUGCGCAUCUCGCAUUUUCAAGACCAUACCAAGCUGCCCGUCCUUAUUUUCUCCAUAAGCUGCCACGUCCUUAUAUCGUCUGACCAAAAGGUAUCUUGGAGCGACAACGCUGUGCUUCAUGAUGCCCAUGCGAUCUUUGCUGGUUAAUAGGUGGGGUGAUUUUUUGUUUCCAUUAUGUGAAUUUUCAAUUACAUUUUUUUUUGCAGGGUGUGCAUUUUUGAACUUAAUUGGUACUGUAUAAUGAACCUUAAGUUUUACUGUUAAACAAACGGCGAAAAGCUUGCUGAGAGCGGACGGGUGAGAAAUAUGUCAAGAGCCCCACGGUCGGCAGCUAGCGAGGCUGUGUGAACUUCACGGGAGACGCGUUUCAGGGGCACAUGUAAAUGCGAUGGCUGUUUCUCACAACUGGCAGAUGGGGAUGAUUAAUGCAAGAGGUAAUGUGUCUUGAAUAUGUAUUGGUCGCCUAUAGGAGGCAUUUACAAUGCUGUAUUUUUUUCACCCCUUGUCUCAGACAGUGGUUUGAUAUUCAAUGUAAUAGUGACUGACAGGGAGGAUGUGUGGUUUUUUUUUUCGUUUCAAAGACAAGGCUUUAAUUUGAUAGAAACGCUUUUCUGUAAUAUAGACAAUCUCUAUAAAGCAUACGGUUUAGAAGCAAGCCAUCCGCAAUACGAAAUGUAACAGGACGUUAUCGUCUUUUUAGCCUAUUGGGUAAAAAUGUCUUGGGGAGGAAUCGCUGUCAAAACCUCAGUGCGUGUGCUUGGUGAAUUUCCCCCCGACGGCUGGAGACUUAACUUCCAGCAAGCAUUACUGAAGGAAAAAAGAAAAGUCGACGGCGUUUCGUUAACGAUCACGAUUAUUUUUGGUGCAUACCUGCAGUAAAACGUACAUCACGUAUUUCUUUUUUUCCCCUCUUUUUACCUGACAGAAGUAGGUUAACUUAGGUAACGAGAGUUUGUAAAUGUUUUUCUUUCAACCAAUCAGGGACCUUUUCCCCCAAGCACUGACGCUGGGUAGGAUACAGACGUUUAAAUUGGAUUAAUCAGUUCAUAGGUUUAAUAAAAAUGCUAUUUUUUAUUUUUUAUGUAAUUUGUUUUGCAACCAAUCACAGAUCUUGUCUCUCUGUUACCAGGUAGAAAAUAAAAAGUGUAUUUGUA